Molecule: messenger RNA, 7544 nt
Organism: Archocentrus centrarchus (flier cichlid)
Lineage: Eukaryota; Metazoa; Chordata; Actinopteri; Cichliformes; Cichlidae
Product: serine/threonine-protein kinase N2-like
Exons: 20
Coding region: 389-2731 (780 amino acids)
Biological process (GO): protein phosphorylation
Molecular function (GO): protein serine/threonine kinase activity; ATP binding
Source: RefSeq, a predicted model, not a curated record
GGGGGGGAUUUGAUUACAGAGCGGAGGAUGAGGAUGCAGUGGGAACGGCGUGUUGUAGAGGAAGAAAGAAGAAAACAAACUAGAGCACAGGCUGUUUGAUCAAGGUCUAAAGAUGUAGGAGCUGCACCCAAGGAAGCAGGCAGUCAGCGUGUCUGUGAACGCACCAUAACAUCUGGGGACUUGUUGUGGUUCAAGGAUAGUGAAGGUGGAGAGGCGCAAUCUGAGAAGUCCCCUCUCGCCACCUCCACUUCCACAGAGGAUGACAAAUUAAUCCUUAUUCAUCAAGGAGCGAAGAAUCACCCCGAGCAUGCUGCUCCAGUCCCAGCUGACCUGUCUGCGAUGAAGUGUUGUUGUUGUCUCUUGAUGUGAUGUCGUUAUCCAGGAUCAGAUGUUGUCCACAGCUCAGCAGAUGCUUCAGGAUAGCCGCUCCAGGAUCGAGCUGAUCCGACUGCAGAUUAUCAAAGUCGCCCAGGCUGGCAGCGGCAGCAGCAGCAGUGGCGGUGUUGAUGGUUGUGGAUACCCUAACAGCUCCACUCACGGAGGUCAGAGUGCUGGGGCAAGGAUCUCUCCCCUCGCUGCCAGUCCUGUGGAAGCUCGCUUGGUAGAGUUGCAGCACUAUGUGCAGAGGGAGGCGGAUGCGUUGGUGCUGGCCAAAGAUGUGGUGAAGGAGCUUGAAGGGAUCUCAUCGUUGGACCAGAAGGCUCUGGCUGAGGCUCAGUCCCGGGUGCAGGAGUCCUCCCAAAAACUGGGUCUUCUGCAGCUUUCCCUGAAGAAAUGCCUGAAGGAAAAGAACCAGGAGCCUCUGCAACAGCCUGCACAGGGGGGACCGCCGUCAUCCCAAAACCCCAGACCAGGGUGUGCCCUCUCCACCUCGCCGUCCAUCUUCUCCAUCAGGCCCGCCUCCUUAAACGGCAAACUUGAAGUCCGGCUUCUUGGAUGUGAGGAUUUACUGAAACCUAAUUCAGAGCAGGAAGUCCAUCCAAGCCCUGCAGAGACACCAGCUGCUCACAAAACAGACGGAUCUCCAGAGAUCAGUGCCGUGCUCAGGCUGGACGGCAGAGUGGUCGGCAGGACGUGCUGGGCAGCCGUCAGCAGGCUGAGCUGGGACCAGACCUUCUGCUUCCAGCUGGAGCGGUCCCGGGAGCUGGAGGUCGGUGUCUUCUGGCGGGACCGGAGGGCGAUGUGUGCACUCAAGUUCCUGCGACUGGAGGAGAUGAUGGACAACCCAAACCACAACCAGGGGAUAACCUUAGAGCCGCAGGGCCUCCUCUACACUAAGCUUCGAUUUAUCGACGUUGUGCUCGAGCGGCAGCCAAAACUGAGACGUCAGCGAUGUAUCUUCACUAAAGAGAGAGGGAAGAACUUUCUCAGAGCGGCUCAGAUGAACAUGAAUUUUGCCACCUGGGGUCAUCUGAUGAUGAGCAUCCUCCCUCGCUACAGCUCCUUCACCACGUUCAGCUCUUCUUUCUCCACGACCCCUGACCUGAUGGGCAACAACGCAACCCGUCCAACUGAAAAGGAGCCUCAAACCACCACUUCACUGCCAAGCGAGGCUCCUGUAAUCAGACUGAGCGUCACUGAGGAUCAGCCCCCUCCCACCAUCCUCGACCAGGAAGAAAACACAGCCAGCGUCAUCACUGCAGCCCACAGAGCAUCGCCUGUGCCCGCACUGCAAGAAAAACAGUCUUCCACAGAAGAAAGUGAAGAUCAGCCUGCAUCUGCUCUAAAGAUGCAGAUGGAAGAUUUUAAAUAUACUUCGGUUCUUGGCCGAGGACACUUUGGGAAGGUCCUGCUGGCAGAGUUUAAGAAAACUGGAAAAUUGUACGCCAUCAAAGCCUUGAAGAAAAGAGACAUCGUGACUCGUGAUGAAGUGGACAGCCUUAUGAGCGAGAAGAGGAUCUUUGAGAUGAUCAACGCGUCCAGACAUCCAUUCCUGGUCAACCUCCACGGCUGCUUCCAGACCGGCGACCACGUCUGCUUCGUCAUGGAGUAUUUACCCGGCGGUGACCUCAUGAUCCACAUCCACAACGAUGUGUUCACCGAGGCCCAGACCAGGUUUUACUCAGCAUGCGUCCUGCUGGGUUUAGAGUUCCUGCAUCUGAAUAAAAUCAUCUAUCGAGAUCUGAAGCUGGACAACCUGUUAAUGGAUGCAGAUGGAUUUGUGAAAAUCACAGACUUUGGACUUUGCAAAGAAGGGAUGGGUCACGGCGAUCGGACCUCGACCUUCUGUGGGACUCCUGAGUUUCUUGCUCCUGAAGUGCUGACAGACGACAACUAUACCCGAGCGGUGGACUGGUGGGGGAUGGGCGUCCUAAUCUACGAAAUGCUUGUCGGAGAGUCUCCGUUCCCUGGUGAAGAUGAGGAGGAGGUUUUUGACAGCAUCGUAAAUGAUGACGUGCAGUAUCCAACCUGUCUUCCUCCUGAUGCCGUCUCCAUCAUCCAGAAGCUGCUGAAGAAGAACCCGCUGAAAAGGCUCGGAGCUGGAGAAAGGGACGCAAACGAGGUCAAAGGAGAGAAAUUCUUUGAGACCAUCGACUGGGAAGCCCUGCUGGCGAAGAAAGUAACCCCGCCCUUCCUGCCGUCGAUCAAGGAGCCCACUGAUGUCAGCAACUUCGACAGCGAGUUCACGCGGCUCCAGCCAAUCCUGUCGCCUCCCUCCAAGCCCUUCAGCCUCUCUGCUGAGCAGCAGGAAGCGUUUGCAGACUUUGACUUUUGCGCCCUGCACGGGUGAAAUCUAAGCUGAAAUGAUCGGGGGGGGGAUUACAACCAGAAUGUCCACAUUAGUGUCCGCACUGGCAGGUAACCCACGUUCAUCAUAACCACAACCCUCCGCUGGCAAGCUACUUUAUUUAUAUAUUUUUAGAUAAAAACAUGAAGCUGCAUAAGUAAGGAUUCCAAAAAACACUGAAAGGACUUUUCUAUUUUUAUAUUUUGGUCUGCUUUUGCAUUAGUUGAUUGAAUCAGUCAGUCAGUAAAAUUGAUCAGUUUUGAGUCCUUUGAGUACAGAAAACAAACCUCUGCAGAUUAUGACUACAGCUGUGAGGAGCAGCUUUCUCUUACCAUUUAAUUUAUUUCUGACUCUUGUGAUUGCUGAUGGCCUGUGAUUGUUUUACCUUUUGACAGCUUAGAGAUUGUAAAUAAAAAGAAGUGAGUUAAAGGAAUAGUUCAUCAUCAUGAGAAAUAAGCUCGGGGUCUCAGAGACCCUGCACUUAAUCCUCUGAAACUGAUUUGGUUGCACUUUAUUUUAAGUUGCACUGAUGAGACUUGAUGAGACUUAAUGAGACGGCGGUAAGUUGCACUCUGCCCUUUGGCCCCACGUGCAAACAGAGGAGGGUGCCCAGCUCAUCAGUCUCAGGAUCAUGAUGUAUGGCCCUUCUGGCUUCAUCGGGUGAUAAUGUUCAGCUUGCUCCGGGGCAGACAGCAGCAAAGAGUGAAGAAGCCCUCAGGUUCUCAGCUCGUCCGCGGCUGUUUAGGAGCUGCUGCUCCAAGUGGAGCAUUUCAUGCAUGUCGGGGUCUUAUUCACGAGUGGAGUGUCUGCAGCGACUGCUGUGGGUCAUUUCCAUUCCUAUCCUCACCUUUGGCCACGGGCUCUGAGUACUGACUGAAAGAAGGAGCUCACAGCAGCUUCUUCCAGAGGGUGUCCUGGCCCCCCCACAGAGACGGUGUGAGGAGCUCGGUCAUUCAGGAGUGACUCAGAGCAGAGCCGUUACUCCUCCACAUGGAAAGGAGCCAGUUAAGAUGGUUCAGCCAUCUGACCGGGAUGCUUCUUGGAUCCCUCCUAGGUGAGGUGUUUCAGGAAUGUCCAGCCAGGACCCCCCGUUGUGAAGUUUGUGAAUGGUACUUCCUCAACACUCAGGUAAACGCAGCCGGGGCAGCUGGAUCUUCAUACCAUUAGAUGCUCCUUAGAGAUUCUGAUGGUGCGUUCACAGCGAGCACACCAUCACUGAGGAACUGGACUGUUAAAAAAAGUCAGGUUAAGGUGGUGUGGGGCUUGUUGUGCAGUAUUUGUGAUUCAUGAAAUAAAGGCCAAACGUUCAUAGGACCAAACAGACUGACUGUAUUAUAACAGUAUAGGCAGAUAUUAACCAGAUAAUUAUGGGAUCAAAGAUACAUGGCUAAUUUUCCCUGGCUGUAAAAAAAAAAAAAGGCUGAUUUGGCCAGUUAGGAUCAUAUUAGUGUGGCCUAAAAUAAAGUGCGACCACAAAUCUCACUUGAUUCCCUCUUAAUGAAAGUUUCCCACGCUGGUCUUGAUGCUGACUCUAAAUGUUUGUGGAUCAUGGCUAAAAACGCUGACUCAGCUGUCAUCGAGUCCACAGUCCAACAAAAUCAAUAAACAAUCAGGCAGCAUCUUCUUUGUGUUUCUAGCUUUGCAAACAAAGCGAUUGUGACCCUUCGUGAUCUCCGCAGAGAGUUUGCUCGGCCCGUCGGCCCGCUCUCACCUCCGCCUGCGCUUACUUUAUUUUUGAGGCCUGGUGAAAGGUUGAAAGCAAUCUCUCUGAGGCGGACACGGGAGGCUUGAAGAGUCUAUGACUUUAUCACCUCUAGAUAAACAUGUCAAUACUGGAUCAUUCACUCUGUGCAGAUCAAUUACAGGAGGUUCAAAAUAUAGUUCUGAAUUAACAGAAACUGAACUGAUGACUGUCGAGAGGUGCUGGGAUAGAAAUAUCCUGGCCUGUAAAUCAGCAUGGGCUGCGCUCUCACCUGUGACCAUUUCUUAUUACGACUUCACCUGAUGGACUUCUUGUUUCCUCUCACUGCACUAAAGGGAUUUUCCCUUGCGGUGUGAAAUUCUGCCCAAUCAGACAUGCACGCAUAAAUAAGGAAGCAACCAAAAUUAAAUUUCUUUUAACCUAAGUGGGUUUUCUGCUAGUACGGCAGCAAUUUAAGCACCUGAGUAACUUCCUUUAUUUCUAUUUAUAAAUGUAUGAAAUAAAUAAUCAUCAUACGCCUCUCAAAGUGUUCAUUUACACUUGAUCGUGCAUCAGUGCCAAGCAAUUACUGCAUGCAUGAAAGAGGAAAUGUCUCAUUAAUGAUGACAUAAUAUCAGGCAGUAAAACUGCAAAGAGGAAGAUAAAAACUCCUCUGCCAGCAGCACCAAAACACUGCAAAGGAAUCACACCAAUAUUAACUGGUCUCAGAAAAAAUCUAUCAGCAGUAGAUGGGGAAACUGAACUGAACAUAAAUGUGGCAUAGAUCAGAUAUUCCCAUCUAAAGCUUAUUGAAGUGGGGACACACCGGCUUAUUCCGAAAGAAAAAUCGGGAUCCCGCCACCCUCCGUGAUCCAGAACAAACCAAAGCUGGACGAUAAGCAAAAGCAGCAAAUGUAACAUUACAUGUAGGUAAAAAGGGGACCCUGCAUGUACUAUAACCUCUUUAAUCAGCCACCUUUCCCACAUGGUAGCAGGACUGUAUGAAACUUUGUUUCUGUCCCCCUCACAGACAUUAAACCAGCAGUUUUCCUACUGAAACUAUGAUGUUUCACAUGAGACUGAAGCAUGAAUUUGGUCACAGAAAAGUGGGGAUAAAACUGAUUUGGUCGCAGGUUUUAUCAGAGCUCAAGUGUGUCUUUAUACUUAUAAAGUUCUGAGAUUUGAAAUGGGCCUGUAAAUUUGCACGUAUUCAUUAAAACACAAUCAGCUGAAGGUGGGAUCGCUCACAGAGUUUUCCUGCUGUGUGUUUCUAUAAAUUUGCUCUCAGUCUGAUUAUAUGAGAACAUCAUAUAACUGAUCUUUGUGGCCUCUUCACGCCUCCUGUGUGCUGCGAUAGAUGGAGCUGGCUGUGUGGCCUUUGUGCUGCCGUCUCCAUGCAUCACUGUGACAGGCUUCGCCCACUGCCUCGACCGAACAGCUGAAUCGAGCUACUCCGACUUUCAAACCUUUCCUUUUAAAAACGUGUUAAUGUCAGUCUGACACGUGUGAAGCGGCUCCCUCGCAGCGAAGGCGUCUCUGCCGCGGCCGUUUUCUGUUACAGCAGUAGGAAGCGCAUGGCACUGUGGUGAACUCGUGCACUAGAAAACCCUGUACUCACUAGCGUUAUAAAAGAAGCCAUAGAUAAUCUGUUAUAGCCAUACUAGUGAUAAAGUAUCUGUAUUUUGACUUUAGUGACUCAUAUUCGGUGAGCUCUACUGAUAACAAGGCAAUAAAAAAGAGGACAAAAAGCCCUGAUGUUGUUCUCCUGCUCCUGGCAAUGCUGGAAGGUGCCUGCAGGCUUUAAAGAGGAACUUAACACUAAACCAUCUUUUGAUUAAGAGCAUCUUAUAUACAGUGAUGUUUACUGUACAGAUCACUGAUGGGGUUUUCAGACACAUAUUGACACCCUGAGCCCCAGACAUCCAUGGAUGUGCUUUUCUGGCCUAAAUCUGGUCAGUGUGUUAAAGACUGAUAUCUAAUUAUCUCAUUAAUUUGAGCAGUUCAUUUUCAUAAUUAGAACAAAAACCAGCUGUUUUACACCUGAAAUUUACCCACAGGAUCAAUUUCAGAGGAUUUAUUUCUGUGUUUUUACUAUAACGAGAGCCGAAUUUACAACUUAAAAACUUCUUCAGAGCCUCUUUGUCCUAUUUUUAAUGUAAAACACCAGAUAAUUACAACAACACAUUUAUUACGGCAUACCAAAGGAGCUUCAUGUCAUAUUCAAGGCCUGAGAGAAAACCCAAAGAGACACAGCAACAAAUGGAUAAAAUCAAAGUGGAAAUUUAUUUACUUUUGGAAAGAUUUGGGGGGAAUGACAUGCAGGAAGUGACCUGGGCUGGACUCAAUCCCAGGCCCCUGCAGUAGCCUCUGGCAUACCUGCUCAACCAGGUGAGCUCUAGCAGUGCCAGAGUGGACCAAUAAUGGUGGCAGCACCAGUAAAAAAAAAAUGACAUGAACCCAGGAUUCAUCUUUUCAAUGACCCAAAGUACCUGUUCUACCUUAUUACCUCACCUUCUAUUCAUACCCGUGGAGCAGUGGUUAGCACCAUCACCUCACAGCAGGAGGGCACAGAAGUGUGUGCGUGGCUCUCUCCGGGUACUCCAGCUUCCUCCCACAGUCCAAAGACAUGCAUGGGGUUAGGUUAAAUGGCCACACUAAACCGGUCCUAAAUGUGAAUGUCGUGAAUGGUUGUCUGUCUCUGUGUCAGACCUGUCUGCUGGAUGGGGGGGAUUUUAGCUUCUAGGUUCCCCCAAUAAAGAAAGCAUUGCAUCAUACUUGUUUUGCAGUUAUUUGAUCAUGGGACAUCAGUCUGGAUUGUGGAAAGAGGAUGUUGUCGGGGUGUUAAGUUGCUCUUUAACAGGACCGUAUCUCUGUGCAGGACACUGAACGCUCUACUUGCUGUCAGCUAAAUUAGGAACCAUAACAGGGCAGUCAGGUGGUUUAGCUGUUGUAGCACUUUAAGUUUAUGCUGCUGAAUGUUACAUGUUACUUCUGUGUCAGUACUAUAUGUAUUUAUGUGCUCUAUGUAUGUACGUGAAGCAUCCUGACCGGGAAUGUCAGUCUGUACACAUGUACUCUAUAACAACAUGCAAAUCAUCCGUGGUUUAAUGUAUUCUUUGUUGUCAAUAAAUACAA